This is a messenger RNA of Tribolium castaneum (red flour beetle), 4013 nucleotides long. RefSeq names its product flightless I (gene fliI). Gene Ontology annotation, cellular component: nucleus; actin cytoskeleton; cytoplasm. The coding region runs from base 170 to 3889 and encodes 1239 amino acids. The transcript is spliced from 13 exons. The record is from RefSeq and is a predicted model, not a curated record. Gene Ontology annotation, molecular function: phosphatidylinositol-4,5-bisphosphate binding; actin filament binding. Gene Ontology annotation, biological process: myofibril assembly; actin filament severing; actin polymerization or depolymerization. Lineage: Eukaryota; Metazoa; Arthropoda; Insecta; Coleoptera; Tenebrionidae.
AUUUUACACCAUACGACCCCCUUAAGAAAAACUUGCCCCGCCCCCACCAAUUGUCAUUCCUACACCUGUCACAAAAAAACUGUUAUUUAAUCAUUUGUGCGUAUUUAUAUGUUGUAAACAUUCACAAAAUACAAGGUCCACUUGACAAUAAUGUAACAUAACCUAAAAAAUGGCAAAUACAGGAGUUUUGCCCUUUGUGCGGGGCGUAGACUUCACGCGCAAUGAUUUUAGCGGUGAAAAAUUUCCCGAAGCCGUUAGUUCCAUGACUGGAGUGCAAUGGCUCAAGUUAGAUCGCACGAAUUUGACCGAAAUUCCCAAAGAAAUGGGGAAUUUGCUCAAACUGGAACACUUGUCUUUAACUAGGAACCAACUUGAGAAACUCUACGGCGAGUUGACGGAAUUGAAUUGUUUACGUACCCUAAAUUUAAGACACAAUAAGGUCAAAAGCUCGGGGAUUCCCUCAGAACUGUUCCAUUUAGAGGAGCUGAGCACGCUUGAUUUGAGCCACAAUAACCUGAAGGAAGUGCCUGAAGGGCUGGACCGUGCCAAGUCGCUUUUGGUGCUCAACUUGAGCCACAAUCACAUUGACUCGAUCCCCAAUACUUUAUUUAUAAAUUUAACCGAUCUGUUGUUCCUCGAUUUGAGUGACAAUAACUUGGAGACGCUUCCUCCCCAAACUCGGCGACUAGCGAAUUUGCAGUCGCUUAUUUUGAAUAACAAUCCUUUGGGCCACUUUCAACUGAGACAGUUGCCGUCUUUAGUUAACUUAGAAACACUACAUAUGAGAAACACGCAACGAAACUUGGCCAAUUUCCCCACAAAUUUGGAAAAUUUGGUGCUCCUGACUGACAUUGAUUUGGCCCAAAAUGCCCUACCGAAAAUCCCUGACGCUCUGUAUUCCCUUCCGAACUUAAAACGCCUCAACAUGAGCGAAAACGAAAUCACCGAAUUAUCGACCGCCAUGGAACUGUGGCAAAAACUCGAAACCCUCAACCUCUCACACAACAAACUCACUUGUUUACCGGCCUCUUUGUGCAAAAUAUCGACCUUGAGACGGCUCUACGUUAACGAUAAUCAGCUGGAUUUUGAAGGAAUUCCAUCAGGGAUUGGCAAACUGGGCUGUUUGGAAAUUUUUUCGGCUGCCAAUAAUCAACUAGAGAUGAUCCCGGAGGGGCUGUGCCGGUGUGGGUCGCUAAAAAAGCUCAAUUUAAGCUCAAAUCGGUUGAUUACGUUGCCGGAUACCAUCCAUCUGAUCAAUGAUUUAGUGGCUGUUGAUUUGCGGAAUAAUCCCGACUUGAUCAUGCCCCCAAAACCGGUGGAAAUGACCCGUGGGGCGGGCUUGGAAUUUUACAAUAUUGAUUUUUCGUUGCAAAAUCAGUUGAGGCUUGCGGGGGCCAAUGUUCCGGCCCCAACUCCGGCCCAAAACCCUAGUAAAGACCCAAUUGCCAGGAAAAUGCGACUAAGACGCGGGAGAAGAGACCAUGAAGAGGCCGAUCAAGACCAGGCCAAAAUUUUGAAAGGAAUGAAAGAUAUCGCAAAAGAGAAAAAUCUGAGUAUGCAAGCUGAUGAUACAAAAGCCGAGUCUUUGAAGCCCAAACGCUGGGAUGAGACUUUGGAAAAGCCGCCACUUGAUUAUUCUGAGUUUUUUGAAGAUGAUGCGGGGCAAGUGCCGGGUUUGACAAUUUGGGAAAUUGAGAAUUUUUUGCCUAAUAGAAUUGAUGAGGUGGCGUAUGGGAAAUUCUACGAGGGGGAUUGUUAUAUUGUUUUGAAGACAACUCAAGAGGAAAAUGAACAGUUGAAUUGGGAAAUUUAUUUCUGGAUUGGGGAAAAAGCACCGCUUGACAAGAGGGCGUGUUCCGCCAUACAUGCCGUCAAUUUGCGCAAUUAUCUGGGCGCCCAGUGUCGCACAAUUCGCGAGGAACAAGGAGACGAAUCCGAAGAAUUCCUCAACCUUUUCGACACCCAAAUCACAUACAUUGAGGGUGGCCGCACUUGCAGCGGAUUUUUCACAGUCGAAGAUAACAUUUUUGAAACGCGAUUUUACCGAAGCCACAUUGCUGGCCCCACAAUUCACCUCGAACCCGUGGCUAUUUGUGCCGAGUCACUGGACCCCGGUUAUGUUUUUAUCCUCGACACCGGAAUGAAAAUCUUUAUUUGGAACGGAAAAAAGGCCAAAAAUACGUUAAAAUCGAAGUCGAGGCUCAUGUGCGAGAAGAUUAAUAAAAACGAACGGAAAAACAAGGCGGAGUUGAUUACGGAAAGUAUGGGGAGUGAAAGUAGGGAGUUUUGGUUGGCGUUGGGUGAGCCUGAGGGGCUGCCGCCAGAGGAGCCAUUACAGGAGCAUGUAGGUGAUAAUUUCGUUCCGGUGCCCCCACGAUUGUAUCAAGUGCAGUUGGGGAUGGGGUACUUGGAGCUGCCCCAAGUCGAGGUGCCCCACGGUAAACUCGUCAAUACUUUACUCAACAGUAAGAACGUAUACAUUUUGGAUUGUUACUUGGAUGUUUUCGUCUGGAUUGGUAAAAAAUCGACGAGACUUGUCAACGCUGCCGCUGUUAAAUUGUGCGAGGAACUUUUCAACAUGAUUGAUCGGCCCGAUUAUGCUAUAGUGACCCGAGUCAGAGAAGGCACUGAGCCCCAGAUUUUCAAAUGCAAAUUCGCCGGUUGGGACGAAGUCAUCGCAGUGGACUUCACCCGCACGGCCGAGUCCGUGCAGAAAACAGGCGCGGACUUGACGAAAUGGGCCCGUCAGCAGGAGACAAAGCACGAUCUCACGGCCCUCUUCACCCCACGGCAACCCCCAAUGCCGCUUACGGAAGCCCAACAGUUGAUGGAAGAAUGGAACGAGGAUUUGGAAGUGAUGGAAGCUCUGGUUCUUGAGGGCAAAAAAUUCGUCCGGCUUCCAGAGGACGAGUUGGGGCACUUCUACUCGAUGGAUUGUUACGUGUUUUUGUGCCGCUAUUGGAUGCCCAUCGACGAUGAUAGCGACGGGGGUGAACCGACGAAUGACGGGGAUGAUUUCCAUUGUGUUGUUUAUUUCUGGCAAGGGCGCGAAGCGUCCAAUAUGGGCUGGUUGACGUUCACUUUCACGCUCCAGAAGAAAUUCAAAAUGUUGUUUAAUGAUAAGUUGGAGGUGGUGAGGACGUACCAACAGCAGGAAAAUAUGAAGUUCAUGGCGCACUUUAAACGGAAGUUUAUCAUACACCAAGGGAAGCGUAAGCAGAGGGAGAAAAACGCAGUGGAGUUUUAUCAUUUGAGGUCGAAUGGAAGUGCCUUGUACACGAGGCUCGUGCAAAUUAAACCGGACGCUUCGUCACUUAAUUCAGCCUUUUGUUAUAUCCUGAAUGUUCCUUUCGAACAAGAAGACGAAGCCGGUAUUGUUUACGUCUGGAUCGGGUCAAAAGCAGACCCCGACGAGGCUCGCCUGAUCCAGGAAAUCGCCGAAGAGAUGUUCAACAGCCCUUGGGUGAGCCUCCAGGUGCUGGCAGAGGGCGAAGAACCGGACAACUUCUUCUGGGUCGGCCUCGGCGGCAAGAAGCCCUACGACGCGGACGCCACCUUCAUGGAAUACACAAGACUCUUCAGAUGUUCGAACGAAAAAGGCUAUUUCGUGGUGUCGGAAAAGUGUUCCGAUUUUUGCCAGGAUGAUUUAGCUGACGACGAUAUCAUGAUACUGGAUAACGGGGAACAAGUCUUCCUGUGGCUGGGGGCCAAAUGCAGCGAAGUCGAAAUCAAACUGGCCUACAAGUCGGCACAGGUUUAUAUCCAGCACAUGAGAGUGAAACAGCCAGAGCGCCCUAGAAAGCUAUUUUUAACGCUCAAAAACAAGGAGUCGAGGCGGUUCUACAAGUGUUUCCACGGAUGGGGGGCGCACAAAAAACCACCAGAGUAACGUGCCAAAAUUUAUUUAAAAAAUCACAGUAUUAACCGAGCUCAACUGUGGACAUUUUCUAGCGGUUAUACAUAAAGGACACUAAUUUAUUGAACAAUCUAUACAAAUAAAUAAGUUUUAACAA